This is a messenger RNA of Hyposmocoma kahamanoa, 7252 nucleotides long. RefSeq lists its product as uncharacterized. The transcript is spliced from 7 exons. The record is from RefSeq and is a predicted model, not a curated record. The coding region runs from base 1 to 6759 and encodes 2252 amino acids. NCBI's taxonomy places the organism in Eukaryota, Metazoa, Arthropoda, Insecta, Lepidoptera, Cosmopterigidae.
AUGGAAAGUGAUGAAUUUGAUAAUCCUGGUAUUUUGAACAUUCACUCAAGACCAGAUGAUGGCCCGUCAGCGUUGAAUUCAACAAUUCUUGAUUAUUACAAAAAGUUUGGUCGUAAAAGGGAUUUAGAGCAGUACUUUUCUUUAUCGACAGCUCAGGGUGACGUUAGGGACCCUUCGAGCUUGUUUUGGAGGAGAAUGAAGUCUCAAAGCGAUUCAGAGUCGGGAGAGAAGAGCCGUGAGUCGUCUACUGAAAUUUGCAGAAUAUCUAUUAAAUGCUCGCUUCUAGACCAAGAACCUUGCACUUCACAGGAUGAAAACACUCAACCGAAAGAAGAAAAUAAUGACUCCGCAUCACCGCCUAUCAUCACGGAAUAUGUAGAUGAAGAUCAGCUUAAUAUUUCCAGAACUUCAGAUAACGAAUCUGUGAAAUCUGAUGAUAACCAUUCACAGAAAUCGGUCGACGUCACCUUAGAUACAUCACUGAACAAACCACCAUCGCCAACUAGCAGUGUGACGUCUCAGCGUAAGCUAGAGUGGGAUUCCUUAGCAGAUGUUGGUUAUGCUAAUGAAAGUGACAGAAAAAACUCAGCAUCAAGUCUGAGUACUCUAGAAAGACUUGCACUAAAGCAACAGUAUUCAAAUAGUGACGCAAAACAAGAAUCUAAUAUAGGAUUACCCACAGCUCACUCUACACCAAUGGACCUUAACGAAUCUAAAGCUAAAAAGCCAUCGAAAACGACAAAAAUUUAUCGACGGGAUAUUGACCUCGUUGAAGUAAACUUACCUGAAUGUUCCAACUUAAAUUCAGGACAAUCUAUCAAUGUGAACUUGACAAAACACAUAUCUUUCAGUAUGGAGAAAGAUGGUGGAAUAAGUGUAGAUGAGAAGAAAAAGGAUUUAUCUGUUAUACCUGAGAAAGUUGCAGUAAAAACAGAUGUGAUUCCACAAGUUAUCGAUAAAGAAGUUCAAACUUCUCUAAUAAAAGAAAAGGAGAAGUCUAGUAGUUCAGCUGAAGUACCAAAAGCUGGAGAGAUAUAUGGUCAAGGUGUACCUGUGUUGAUUAAUCUGAACGCCUUUAGACAUAGAAACAGAAGGAAGAAAGUGGCGACAAUGAGAAAGAAGCCUAGAAGGCGAAAGAGAUUUGAAGCCAACAAAGAAAAUCUUCCCGUUCAAGAAAAAAGUGGUGAACCAGUUUCUGAUGCCGAAAGUUUCGAAUAUAUGCCUGGACAUAUUUAUAAUCAAAAUAAAAUAAAUAAAGAUGAACCAAGACCUCAUCAAUCUGCUGGAAAUAAAUCUAGUUUAGAAUCUAGUGGCGUAGUUACUACUGAUUCAAGUAAAGAAUCCAAAAAAUCUUUUACUAAAGAUUUAGAGAAAAGCAUCAAUUUACUUAAAGGGGCAUUGCAGAAACGUUAUAAUGACUCUAAUUUAAAGGAACGACUAGUCAAAGAAGUUGUGCAACAAUUACUUAAAGCUAAUUACAGAGAUGAAGAUAGUACUACAGAAUUUCUAUCAGGAUUGAGUUUCAGUAGCAAAAAAAUAGGUUUAAAGGAAGACCCUACUACUAGCACUUCUGAUGCAAAUAAUACAGCAGAAGAAGUGAAACCGUCAAGACCACGAAAAUCAAUUUUGAGACCUGAUAAAUUCAGUACAAGUGCUGUAGCUUCAACGUCACAGAGCACUCCUAACUUAGCUUCUGUAUCCACUAGAGAACCUGUCAUUUCGAGUAAUGCUAAAACUUUGCUAACAUCUAAUACUGAGUCAGACGUGUCUAGCAAGGAGAAAACAUCAUCUGAGGAGCUGUAUCAAAAGUAUUUAGAUGCUUUGAGGAAAGAAGAAGCCUAUAAGAAACAUUUGCGAGAUAAAGAAAUGUUUUUGAAGCAAAAACGUGUGUGUUCAGAUGCUACUUUCAACUUUCCCUCACGACUCGAUGCAAAAAGUCAAAACAGAAUAAAAAAUUUAAUGAAAGAUUUGACAAGAAAUAAUUAUGAUGACGGUUCUGGUGACGCAAGUAAAUUAGAAGGAGGCUCCAGCUCGGGAGUCAAUAUAAGAUAUCCAAUAGGGAUGAAACAGAGAAGCCAUUCUGUAUUCACUCUUUCAUCUGGUAAUUCUGAAAGUCAUAGAAAGGCUCAAACUAAAAAAAGCGAAGGAAAAGAGUCGCCGAGAAAAAAUGAAUCCCCUCCAGCUGGCUCUAGUAGAAAGGAUGGUGUUCAAUCACUCCAUCCACCAAACCUGAAAUUUUGUGAUAGUUCCACUCAGGUAAACAUAAAGAAAGAUAAAGCAAAACAUCUCGAUGCAACAAGUAACAUGGUGAAUGAGAGUGUCGAAACGACGAUGCAUACAAAACGAUUUCCACAGUUUCUAUUGGAUCCCAAUGGCGAAAUAAAGUAUGUUUGUGUGUGCAAUGGUGGCAAUAUGGAAGAUAUUCCGAAAGUGUCUGACAAUUUUAAGAUAUACAAAUGUUCUCCAUUAGAUACCAAAUCACACGAUAUACAAACUUCAAUGGAAGUCAAGCAAAGUCAACAUGAUGUUCUUGCAUCUUGUAAUCGUACAAACAACACAAAACAAAAAUCUGUUGUUGGAAAAGACUGCGCAAUUUUUUCUAAGUGCUCACAAACCAAUAUAGAAUAUGAAGCCGACAGUUCUAAAGGAAAUCGCUGUACAGAAAUGUAUUGGGUUCAUGAGGGUGUCAGAUGUAUUCAAACAGAAAUAAGCAUUGAUCCGAAAAUUCCAGAGGCUUGCUUGUCUGAUAUAAAGAUGAUAAAUGAUACAGAUUGUGCUCAGUUAAUUUACGAACAGUACAGGCAGAAAUCAAAAUUGAGUAUUAACUCUGAGACUAAUAAAACUGUGAGUUCGGAAAAUUCUAAUGCUUUAGUUACUGUAUCCAGUGGUACUUGUCCUACAAGGGUGGGUUUAGAACUUAACCGACCUGCAACAGAUUAUAAACAAGGAAAUCGUCAACAAGUGGAAUUUACAGAUAAUGUACAUAUUGGAAAUCUCAACAAAAAGUUAACAGUGACUGUGGGUACCAAUGCAAAUGAUUUGAUUAAAACACCAGUACAAGUAGCAUGUCAGAGUAUUCUAACAGAUCAAGUGAAAACGAAAGAUAACAUUACUUCUUUGAUUGAGGAAUGUUCCAAAGGUAAUCAGUAUCAAAAAAUACCUGAAGCUAAUCCUGUUCUGACUAUGCCUUCACAAAAUUACGUUGUCAAUACUUUGUUUACAAGAGAAGUGGUAAAACCAAUCGAUACCCAACCAAUUAAUAAACCAUUUCUAUGCUCAAACACAGAUUCCAAUGUAUUAAACAAUGGUGAAAGACGCAGUGAACUGAUUAAUGAAAUUCUUGCUGUCACCAACGUAACAGACGGUAGUCAACAUCAAUGUCAGCAUUUAGGCUAUUACACCUAUCCUAUAGUAAAACCAUUUGAUGCUAAUAGCGGCAAGUUUGAAUUGCGUUAUGGAUCUGAUUGUGACCAUGCCACAUACCAUGGAGUUAUUGAAAUGAAGGGUACCCCCAGGAAAUGUUAUGAUUGCCAAGAAUCAAGUUGUACAGGGACUUGUAUGAAGGAUGCAUUAUUUACAAACAAUAAGCCGAAUCUUUGUUAUGGUGAAGAUUUAAGAAAAUGCAAUAAAUCAAAUAAAUGUACUGAUACGGACCCAAUAAUUGAUGUAAAUAAAUGUCAAUCGUGUAGGUCAUCUAUUUGUAAGGGAAUAAGUGAUGAAACUAGCGUUUGCCAAAAACAGAGUCUCGUGUCGUACUCAGACGCGAGAUGUGGUACUUCGGAUGAAAACACGCUAGAAGAAAGAAAAUAUGACAAUGUGGAAACGGAUGUAACCGGCCGACUCUGUGAUACUGAGUGCAAAAAGCCAAAAGGUACCCUUCGUUUUGCUUGUGGUGAGAAUGAUUUUCGAAGUGAUGCUUUUGCUGGAAGUCCAAAAAAAAGUGUACGCAUAGAAUCUUGUUUACCAAAGGUGAAUGCCGCGGCGAAGGAAAAAUGUGAUUAUCCUGAAACUGCAGAUUGUACGGAAUCUUGUGAUAGUACCGCUAAAUGUAUGAAAGAAUUUCCUGUUAGAAAAGAGUUUACAUCGUACGAGCCAGAAAGGAGUGCAAUAACUAUGAAGAAAAACCUUGUUAGUCGCACUAUAGAAAAAGAGAGCGCUCCAAAUUGCGCGGAAAAUAAUAAAUCUAAAUUAGUUUAUCCCGAAAUUCCAAAAUGCGGUACUUGUGGCGAGGGCACUCCAUGUAUAGAAAAACCCACUGUUCGUGAAGAAUUUACUCCAAUAAGCAAAGAAACCGGUCCGAUUGGUGGAGCGACCAGUCCGAUUGGUAGACCGAUAAGUCCAAUUGGUCGAGCGACUUGUCCUAUAAGUCGAGCGACUAGUCCCAUCAGUCGAUCGACGAGUCCGAUUAUAAGAGCUACCAGCCCGAUUGCUAGAGCCAUCAGCCCAAUUGGUAGAGCGACCAGUCCGAUUGGUAGAGCGACCAGUCCGAUUGGUAGAGCAACCAGUCCAAUUAAUAGAGCAACCAGUCCAGUUCCCACAGAACCGAUCCAACGUAAAUCACCUAUCCCGGCUCGUCGAGUAGCCAAUACGAAAAAUGACACUGCUUCUGAAAACUCGCGAAAAGGCAAAACUUCUGGCACUUCAUGUCAUUCUGAGGGAAUGCCUAAGCGAAGGUGUAUUUGUUCUCGGACCGCUAAAUGUGGUGGAUAUUGUACUAAAACCGCUAAGUGCAUGAUACCACGACCUAAACUAAACCAGCCAGGUAAAGGGGAUCAUAUUGAAACAGAUUCUGGAAAAUCAGACAGAAGUAGUCAAACUUUAAGCGAAGAGAGAAAAUCGUCGUGCCCCUGUCCAGCAUCCUCAGAAUGUAUGGGUGCCUGUGGAUACGAUGCUGCGUGCGCCGUUGAAACUAAUAUCAAAUUAAAUGCAGAUUCUGUUAUUGGCAAUCCACAAGAAGAUAAAAUAACUCCGCUUAACCGAAGUACGAGUAAGAAUUAUAGUGAUGACUCUGAAGCGCCUAGCUCUAAAAAUAUUAUCAAAGAAAUGAUACAAGACUUGACGAGACGUUACUCAAAAAAAUCUAUACACAAAAGUGAGAAAAAGAAAUGCUUUAAAGAGAUAAUGACGCUUUUGAACUAUCUUUUGGACACAGAAGAAGAAAGUACUGAUGUUGAUAUUGCGCGAGCUUUUGAAAGUGGCGUCUCAGAUAAUGUAACGUCUAAAAAAAGAUCUGAAUUUAGUACUUAUGAAAACAAUAUGAAAACACAGAAUAUAUUAGAAAGUUCAAAAUAUAGUUCAAGAAAAGUAAAUUAUUCGGAUUCGUCUUCGCCAGAUAUACAAAGGUCGCAACAUGUUUCUGGCAGCGAUUCACGCAUCAGAUCCACUGAACAUUCGAAUACUCGUCGACCAGUUUCUCCGUCUCUGGAUCAUCCUGACUCCCGCUCUCCUCAGCGUAAUAGAACUCCCACCCGCAAUACUUCUCCCGCUCGGAACACUUCUCCUUUACGGUCUACAUAUCCUAAUUCUGAUAUCGAACACAAAAGUUCAAGCGAAGGCAAGAAUGAACUUUCUAGUCGAAAAAAGAGCACUGCUCAAGAUGAUGUAUCCGACUAUCGCCGAAAAGAACUACAGCACGACAGAGAUAAAAAAUCAGAAAAAGAAGGGAUUUCUUUCAGUAACAGACUCCACCGAGACGAGUCGGAUAGUGAGAGAGCGGCGUGUGCUUGCCGCAGCAACUGUGGAGACAAAAAUUGUCACUGUGAAAAGAAAAAGUCUGUAAAAGAUAUUGGUGUUCAACUGGAUUCAAGGAAACGCUACAGAGAUUGGCAUACCGAAUCAUCUGAUGUUCCAUUUUCUACAGAUUUGCCCUCUUCGGAUUCCGCUACUUGCAAGGUUCUAAAUAAAAUCAGGAAGGAAUGUGAAAAGUAUCAACAAAGACGUUGUAAGUCCCAUCAUUCGAAAAGAUGUGAGAUUUCUAGUAGCACCUCUUUGAGUUGCGAGCAAUGCAAACGAGCUUAUCAUUGCCAAUGGAAACAACUUAGAUGCAAAUCAUGCAAAAAAAGUGAGAAGAAAAAAAAUGUCGGCUACAAUUUGUUUAUCCAGACUUCGGAUAGCAUAAUUAGCGAAGAACUGCCGUUUCCGAAUUCUUGUCGGCCGCUAAUGAAAAAUAUAAUAUUAAAGGUGCCCCGAAAUAAGAAGGUGUUAGGAGAAAAGGUUCCUUUCCAAGAAAUUACAUGUAAUAUCCAUAAACAACAACAGAGUCCUCGUGGCGACGCAAAAACUAGAUCGAAGAGUGCACCGAAUGAUCCAACAGUUCGAGAUUAUUUGGAGCAAAAUCGCCCAGAUUUCAUUCAACAAUGUCUGACACGACAAAAAUGCUUGAAGAUGAUUAGUGAAUCUAGAGCCAAUGAGCGUACAGCAGUGCGGAACUUGUUGUCAAUGCAACUGCAGCUGGACGCCCAAUCAACACUGAAAGCAUUAUCCGAGGCUGACCUGCGACAACUCGCUCAGCAGCUCGGCGUAGACCCCAAGUGUAAGACAGUGCCACCAAAAUUCAUAAGUGAACGUGAAAUGAAAAAACAUUCCCAAAAUAUAUACAAAACAUUACCAGAAGUACAGAAGAAGAAAGAAGAGAUGAAGAAGGAGAGAAUAAAAAAAACUAAUUUGCUGCUGGCUAAUAUUUUUAAGAAGAAUCUCCAAAAGAAAACUCUACGGGGUAACGUGAACAUUUCCAACUACAAUACGGUGGUGAAAAUUUGACAUUAAUACUAAAAAAAAACACAGCUCAUGUCAUUAUGAGUAAUUUUAAAAGAGAGUCACAAAAUUGAAUAUACACUCCCGGACACAUAAUUGCCACGUUGCAUUUUUAUCCUUAAAGGCCUACAAUAUAAAAAUAUAGUUAUCAUCGAAGAAAAAGUUUUCUCCGGUUAGGAAAUGUCAUUUAGUAUUCCAGUUUCAAAAUUGCAUGAUAGCAUUUUUGAGCAAUCAAGCAUUAUUUAAGCUAAGCAUUUAAUAUUGAAAAUGUAAGGUGGUUCGAAUUAUGUGUCGACGAGUAUAUUAUUGUAUAGAAUUUAGAAAGAACAAGAUUUUCUAAGCUUGGUAUUAAACGCGUGUCUUGCUUAACUUGACGUUGGCGGAAUCUUUGUAUCGGUGAAGCUACAACACUUUAAAAAAGAACAGACAAGUAACGACACUUGAUCACUUUAUUUGGAACUGUAUAGACAUUGACGAUAUGUGGUCGUUUAUUUCAUUU